AACACCCCUCGACAUGCCACCAUCGUUACAAGAGAGAACAGUGAGCUCCUGCGAAUUGAACAGAAGGACUUCAAGGCGCUCUGGGAGAAAUAUCGACAGUAUAUGUCAGGACUUCUUGCUCCUCCAUAUGGUGUUAUGGAGACUGGCUCCAACAAUGACAGAAUGCCUGAUAAGGACAAUAUGUCUAGUAGUUGCUCCAUCUCCAAAAACAGCAAUAAGGUUCCAUCAGAAAAAAUCCUCCGUGCUGGAAAGGUACUACGGAAUGCAAUUCUCUCCAGAGCACCUCAUAUGAUAAGAGACCGCAAAUAUCAUCUGAAAACAUACAGGCAGUGCUGUGUAGGGACAGAACUAGUAGACUGGAUGAUGCAGCAAGGUUCGUGUGUUCAUGUGCGGACGCAGGCUGUGGGCAUGUGGCAGGUGUUGCUGGAGGAAGGUGUUCUCAACCACGUGGAUCAAGAGCAGCACUUCCAGGACAAAUACUUGUUUUACCGAUUUUUGGAUGAUGAGCAUGAAGAUGUGCCAAUGCUGACUGAGGAAGAGAAGAAAGAGUGUGAUGAAGAACUGCAGGACACCAUGCUUCUGCUCUCUCAGAUUGGACCAGAUGCCCACAUGAGGAUGAUUCUUAGAAAGCCGCCGGGCCAGAGAACUGUUGAUGACCUAGAAAUUAUCUAUGAAGAACUUCUGCACAUUAAGGCUUUAUCUCAUCUUUCAACAACAGUAAAGCGGGAGCUAGCAGGUGUUCUGGUGUUUGAGUCACAUCCCAAAGCAGGAACCGUCUUAUUUAACCAGGGUGAAGAAGGAACUUCUUGGUAUAUUAUUCUAAAAGGAUCAGUAAAUGUAGUCAUCUAUGGCAAGGGUGUGGUGUGUACCCUACAUGAAGGUGAUGAUUUUGGCAAGCUAGCAUUAGUGAACGACGCUCCCAGAGCAGCAUCCAUUGUUCUACGAGAAGACAAUUGCCACUUCUUGAGAGUAGACAAGGAAGACUUUAACAGGAUACUUCGGGACGUUGAAGCAAAUACUGUAAGACUUAAGGAACAUGACCAGGAUGUUUUGGUGCUGGAGAAGAUACCAGCAGGAAACAGGGCUGCCAAUCAGGGAAUCUCACAGCCGCCUCAGCAGAAGUAUAUUGUGAUGUCCGGAACUCCAGAGAAAAUUUUGGAACACUUCCUAGAAACUCUGCGCCUUGAAUCACCAUUGAAUGAAGGAUCAGAUACUGGUGUACAUGAUUUUGUGAUGAUGCACUGUGUGUUCAUGCCAAAUAGUCAGCUUUGCCCAGCUUUGAUGGCUCAUUAUCAUGCCCAGCCUUCCCAAGGAACAGAGCAAGAAAAAAUGGAUUAUGCCCUAAACAAUAAGAGGAGAGUCACUCGCCUCGUUUUGCUGUGGGCUGCUUUGUAUGGCGAUCUCCUGCCAGAGGAUGAGUCUGCAAUGGCCUUUCUGGAGGAAUUUUAUGUAUCUGUAUCAGAUGAUACAAGGGUGAUAACAGCACUCAAAGACCAGCUUCCAGAGCUAGAGAAAACUAUGAAACAGAUCUCCGAAGAAGCUAAAGCACCUCAGAAAAAGCACAAAGUUCUUUUGCAGCACUUUAACACAACGGAUGAAAGAACGCAAAAGCGCCAGCCCAUCAGGGGAAGCGAUGAAAUUUUGUUCAAGGUGUACUGCAUAGACCACACAUACACCACAAUACGCAUUCCAGUGUUGUCUUCUGUUAAGGAAGUCAUCAGUGCCGUUGCUGACAAGCUGGGAUCUGGAGAAGGCUUGAUAUUGGUGAAGAUGAGCUCUGGUGGAGAAAAGGUGGUGCUCAAACCCAAUGAUGUUUCGGUGUUUACAACGCUCAGUAUUAAUGGACGUCUCUUUGCAUGUCCUCGGGACCAGUUUGACUCACUGACACCGCUACAGGAACAAGAAGGGCCGUCUGCUGGGACUAUGGGAACAUUUGAACUCAUGAGUUCCAAAGACCUGGCAUACCAGAUGACCAUUUAUGAGUGGGAACUUUUUAACUGUGUGCACGAGCUGGAACUAGUCUAUCACACCUUUGGAAGGCACAAUUUUAAAAAGACUACAGCAAAUUUGGAUUUGUUUUUACGAAGAUUUAAUGAAAUCCAAUUCUGGGUGGUUACAGAGAUUUGCCUAUGUUCCCAGCUCAGCAAACGUGUUCAACUCUUAAAGAAGUUUAUUAAAAUAGCAGCCCACUGUAAGGAAUACAAAAAUCUGAAUUCUUUUUUUGCUUUAAUCAUGGGACUAAGCAAUGUUGCCGUGAGCCGCCUCACGAUGACAUGGGAGAAACUUCCAAGCAAGUUCAAGAAGAUCUAUGCUGAGUUUGAAAGUUUAAUGGACCCCUCAAGAAACCACAGGGCCUACCGGCUCACCGUAGCGAAGCUGGAGCCUCCUGUUAUCCCCUUCAUGCCUUUACUCAUAAAAGACAUGACCUUUACCCACGAAGGCAACAAGACGUUCAUUGACAAUCUAGUGAACUUUGAAAAAAUGCGCAUGAUUUCAAACACUGUCAGAACAGUGAAAUUCUGCCAGAGCCAACCUUUCAAUCCUGACGCAUCUCUGGCAAAUAAGAACCAUCAGGAUGUCCGGAGUUAUGUGCGGCAAUUAAGCGUGAUUGACAACCAGAGGACUUUAUCGCAGAUGUCACACCGGCUAGAGCCACGGCGUGCUUAA
This is a messenger RNA of Varanus komodoensis (Komodo dragon), 2667 nucleotides long. RefSeq names its product Rap guanine nucleotide exchange factor 4 (gene RAPGEF4). The record is from RefSeq and is a predicted model, not a curated record. Gene Ontology annotation, cellular component: plasma membrane. Lineage: Eukaryota; Metazoa; Chordata; Lepidosauria; Squamata; Varanidae. Bases 103 to 2667 code for a protein of 854 amino acids. Gene Ontology annotation, molecular function: guanyl-nucleotide exchange factor activity. Gene Ontology annotation, biological process: positive regulation of GTPase activity; Ras protein signal transduction. The transcript is spliced from 27 exons.